CUUAUUAACAAUUUUUAGCAAAUACUUGUGAUAAAAGUGCAAAAGCACAAUAAAAAAAACUUUCAUCGAACCUUGUAUGCCGGUUAAUGUAUCCGACAUUAUGACUCCAAACUGAGCUGACAAACCAGUGUAGAUCAGAGAUGGUGACUUCCACUUGAUUUUGAAGGCUACCGAAAGUAUCCAGACCAAGGAACCUGUGGAAUCUACCUAAUAAUGUCUGAUUCCUUGGUUAUUUGCGUUUGCGAUUACUGGCAGCAAUGUCAUUUCCACAAUCGUCCAAAUCGGGAAGCCGGCGACUCUUGCCGAGAAUCGAAACCUUUAAGAAGGCUUAUCAUUAACGUGGAUGCCAUUAAUGGAAAUUACUACCUGCGCGAGUUCCUCUAUCAAAAGGAGCUGGGCAGGAGACUGAGGAGCAAGCAUGGCGUCCAGUUGCUCUGGCUGUCCUUUAAGCCGCCGGAAAAAGACACUGUCGACUACAGAUUCGCGGACAUUCUAGCACACACACUAUGGGAGCAUAUCGAGGUGGAUCACCUUAUGUCCUGGCUCUCCACACUUGGUGGCGGUUUCUCUGCCCUUGGCGAGCAGUUUGAGCGAUGCGCGGCGACGGCCGGCAAGAUCUCACUGCAGCAGUUAAAGAUUGGUCUACGUCUCGGAGAUCCCUUCCUCCAAGCUCGCUGUAAGCUGUAUUUUAGCAUCUCGCUAAUACAGCGGGGUCACCUCCGAACUGCGAAACACGUGAUUCGGGAACAGUACGCUUUCGCCAAGAGCAACGCCGAAAAGGAUAUGCGUUUGGUGCGGAUGUGCCUGGGUAUUUGGCAGCGUCUUAGCUAUGAGUACGAGCAGAGGCGGAUGCGGAUAAAGGCCAAAUAAGAUCCAAUCAUAUAUAUGCCUUUAAAAUUGUAUAUUACAAAUCAAAUUAUUUCAAAUUGUAAAUUAUAUUGGGAAUGAGAGCGGCUCGGAGUUCCUUUCUAUUAUGCAAGCAUUAAGUUAAGAAUAUUGUUUUCAAAAUUUUGUUUAAUAUGUAAUUGUAUAUACAACAUUAAAGCAUUUACAUUAUUAACUUA
Drosophila eugracilis is the source of this 1064-nucleotide messenger RNA. RefSeq lists its product as uncharacterized. The transcript has 3 exons. Lineage: Eukaryota; Metazoa; Arthropoda; Insecta; Diptera; Drosophilidae. Bases 214 to 870 code for a protein of 218 amino acids. The record is from RefSeq and is a predicted model, not a curated record.